AAUUGCUCAGCAUCUAAGGGUGGUGGUAAACUUGGGAACGGAGAGAGGCAAAUAGAAAGGGAAGCGGCGAAGAUGGUGGGUUUGAAGCGAAUGAUACGACGGCGCUCCAGUCUCCGUGACUACGUUGUGGGUUUCGUAGCGGAGAAGGUUCAUUGUCAUUGUCCUCUUCCCUCGCAGCAUUUGGCACGCCUCACCCCCAAACGCUUCCUCGAUCUUCACCAGUUUGUAAAUAAGAAAGCAAUCGAGGAGGAGCGCGCUCGACUUGGAGAUGAAAUGAAGAGGGGAUACUUUGCCGAUAUGGCUGAGUUCAAACAGCAUGGUGGUAAGAUUGGUGUAGCUAAUAAAGUGAUAAUACCUGCAAUGGCAGCUGUGAAGUUUCCUGAUCUUGAAGUCAGCUUCUCGGAUGGUAAAACAAUGAAGCUUCNUAUCCGUGUUUCUGAUCUUGCAGUUGGUUCUGAUAAAUCUUCUGUCCCCAAGGCAUCUUUGGUUUGUCUUUCAUUUCGAGCAAGCUCCCAGGAAAUGAUCAACUCUUGGAGUGAACCUUUUCUUGAAGCAUUUAGAAAAUCAAAAGGUGUUCAUUUAUACCAGGUAUCAUUUAUAGAUUCGUGGCUUUUGUGUCGGCCUCCUAUAAAACGUUUCCUUCUCUGGACAAUGAAGAAGCCUAAUAAUCAUGAAAGCAAAGAUACACUUGAGAAGCAUAUGGUCUACUCAUUCGGUGACCACUAUUAUUUCAGAAAAGAACUUCAGAUAUUGAAUCUUCUAACAGGGUAUAUCUUUCUACUUGAUAAUUUCGGUAGAGUAAGAUGGCAAGGCUUUGGGUUGGCAAAAGAAGAUGAAAUAUCUUCUCUUCAUUCUUGCACAUCACUUCUUCUGGAUGAGAAAUGAGAUACUGAGUAUGAUGGAUAUGAAUGAGUCGUGCAAUUUUAACUAGUGACAUUUGCGGGGACUGGAAAUUGUAACCCAAGGCGUGAUGAUAAAUAGAGUACAUUUUUUCAAUA
Molecule: messenger RNA, 998 nt
Organism: Vigna radiata var. radiata (mung bean)
Lineage: Eukaryota; Viridiplantae; Streptophyta; Magnoliopsida; Fabales; Fabaceae
Exons: 8
Coding region: 73-885 (270 amino acids)
Biological process (GO): mitochondrial proton-transporting ATP synthase complex assembly
Cellular component (GO): mitochondrial inner membrane
Source: RefSeq, a predicted model, not a curated record